CAAAUUUAUAUGAGAUAGUUAUAGCUGAACUAUUAGGUUAUAAUAGGCAUAAUGCUAUUGGCAACCCUCUCCAUGUACUUUACAAUCUAUUGCAAGAUUACCAAACUCAAGUUGCAAUUACUUAUUAA
This is a messenger RNA of Dentiscutata erythropus, 128 nucleotides long. The record is from the annotation of a GenBank genome assembly. NCBI's taxonomy places the organism in Eukaryota, Fungi, Glomeromycota, Glomeromycetes, Diversisporales, Gigasporaceae.